This is a messenger RNA of Microtus ochrogaster (prairie vole), 747 nucleotides long. Its product is annotated as granzyme C-like. Gene Ontology annotation, cellular component: cytoplasm; intracellular membrane-bounded organelle. Gene Ontology annotation, biological process: proteolysis. NCBI's taxonomy places the organism in Eukaryota, Metazoa, Chordata, Mammalia, Rodentia, Cricetidae. Gene Ontology annotation, molecular function: serine-type endopeptidase activity. The record is from RefSeq and is a predicted model, not a curated record.
AUGGCUCCAGUCCUGAUUCUCCUGACUUUUCUUCUGCCGCUUGGAGCUGAUGCAGAGGAGAUCAUCGGGGGCCACGAGGUCAAGCCCCACUCCCGCCCCUACAUGGCAUUUAUUGAAUUUGUGAAAGAUGAUGGGGAAAUUUAUACCUGCGGAGGCUUCCUGGUAGAAGACAACUUCGUGCUGACAGCUGCUCACUGCAGGGGAAGCACAAUGAACGUCACUCUAGGAGCCCACAACAUCAGCUUCCCGGAGAAGACCCAGCAGAUCAUCCCUGUGGCUAAAGCCAUCCCACACCCAGGCUUUAAUAACAAAACCUUCCCAAAUGACAUCAUGCUCUUAAAGCUGGAGAGGAAGGCCAAGAGGACUAAUGCUGUGAGGACCCUCAGGCUGCCCAGGAGUAAUGUCCAUGUGAAGCCAGGGGAUGUGUGCCAUGUGGCUGGAUGGGGACAGUUGGCUCCGAAGGGUAAACGCCCAGAUACAUUGCAAGAGGUAGAGCUGACAGUCCAGAAGGAUCAGGAGUGUAAAUUCUGCUUUCGUCGUCGUUACAACAAAGCUACUGCGAUCUGUGUGGGGGACCCAAAGAUCAAGCGAGCUUCCUUUUUGGGCGAUUCUGGAGGGCCUCUCGUGUGUAAAAACAGAGCUGCAGGCAUUGUGUCCUUGGCCUGUACUAAUGGUUCAGCACCAGGAACCUUCACCAGAGUUUCAAGUUUUCUAUCCUGGAUACAGAAAAUGAUAAAACAUAGCUAA